GUAAUAUACCAGUGUGUAACGAUGACAUGGUCCAGGGUGUAUUUGUACGCUCACACAGCAAUCAUGCUGUCUACCUACAAACUGAUGUCGUUGAAAACUUGUAAUGGAGCUUCGACGAGACCGGUUUUCGAUACUAAUCGCAAUGUAUUGCAACCCAGUACGCAAGAUGAAAGGUCAGAAAUGGAUAAUAACCGGAAACACUGCAAUACCGGACACUGCAGUAAACCCAGAAGGUCUGACCAUGAGGAACGCUUUUUAAACUAUAUAAUUGAUUCAGCCAAAUCGCCAACCGGGAUGUUACUUGACGAAAUCAUACAAGUGCAACUGGCACAGCCACUAAUGGAGCCAGAACAACCAAAGAUAGCAACACAACAGGAACCGGUAUCUGCAUUCUCUGAAGUUCAAUUAAUGGUACGCCAAAGUUACAAGACACAUAUCCAACAGGUUGCAUCCCACUCCUGGGAUUUCAUUAAUAUAACAGUACUGCUGUUCUCUGGCAUCGCGUUUCUUUACGUGGUAGCUACAGACCCGCUAUCGAACUCGUCAAUGUCCAUCAUUAGUGCACACGUCAUAGCGUCGCUAUUCCUAGGACUCACGCACGAUGUGAUGCCGCUGUGGCUGCUAAUGACGCUAAGCUUCACAGGAGAAGCAAUACUCUCAUUGGCAUUGCAAUUCAUGGACGGAAAAAGCCAACAACGCAUAUUCAUAUUCUUCGCUGCUAUGGUAAAAGCUAAACUAAUAUACGACCUGUUGGCACUAGUACCCAUCGACUUCUUGAGCCCCGAGUACACAGGUUUCGCUGGAAUGGUGGCACAUUAUGUAUUCUUCACAAGUAACUUCAUGGCCCUAAGAGUACUAUACGCCGUGACACUAUUCAUAAUCGCAAUGAAUAUAUACCGGCAGUUGCCCAAGUAUAUGGCAAUCGAACCCAGCGAACUUGAAGAUCAAAACCGGGCAAGGACCAUAAAAACCAAGAUGGUAUGCUUCGUCGCAUCGUGGCCACUAGCAGCACUCAUACCGCAAAUACUAUGCAUAUGCUGGAGUAGACGUAACCCGCUAGGACCGUUCACGUUCUUUUUCGUACCCACGACGUUCAGGUUACUGAAUAUAGAAACGUGGGCGGCAUUGAUAACUUGGGGAGCAGUGGCAGCGGCAAUGUUCAAAUAUUGCAAUGAAAAAUAUAACUAAAAGUAGUUAAAGGUUAUGGUCCCCCUCAGGGCCUGUGUUUACAAGACCAAUACUCAUCAUCGGGGGUUAAGAACCUUCAUUCGAAGAAUCAAUUCACUGAUGAAUCACAGGUCAACCUAAUGACCGGGGGCUUCACCCCAGAAUUUGAGCCGUUUUCUUCGACUCAAGGGACACUAAAGGGCUAAAU
Babesia bovis T2Bo is the source of this 1375-nucleotide messenger RNA. RefSeq names its product putative integral membrane protein. The transcript has 11 exons. NCBI's taxonomy places the organism in Eukaryota, Apicomplexa, Aconoidasida, Piroplasmida, Babesiidae. The coding region runs from base 22 to 1188 and encodes 388 amino acids. The record is from RefSeq and is a predicted model, not a curated record.